CUAUUCAAAAUAUAUUUGCACUGUUCAAAAUAUAUUUAAAAAGUUAAUUUAAAUUUUUUAUAUUAAAUUCAUAUCAUCUAUAUUAAAUCUGGAUUGUGAGAUUGAUAAGUAUAUUUAUUAAAAAAUUUUACAAUUUUUAUAUAUUUUUAUUUUAAAAAUAUAAAUAAAAAAUAAAAAUUGAAACUUUUAAAUCUGGACCGUCAGAUGUCCAUAUUUUCCAUCGUACCAAACAAACAUCUUAUGAUCGUCCCCGUUUCUUACCUUAACGUUACAAGACACUACUCAUGAUUCACUAAACCAAACGGGCUGUAAGCGUCCGCCGCAUUCUUUUUCUUGGGAUACCAGAAUCUCUCUUUCAAGCUUCAAAUAUUGCUCGUGCUCGAACACAGCUGAAUGUUCUUCCGCCCAGCCUGCGCGAUUCAGAAAGCCAGGAUGGAUUCUCUAACCAAAUUGAAUUCUCCUUCCGGAAUCCUUCUCAACACUCGUCUCUGGUCUCAGGAUCAUGAUAAGCAGCACAGCGUCGAAGGAGAUUGCGAGUCCCCUUUGAACCUAGAUACUCCCUUGGAAUUUAAGCAAAUUACUUCAGCUUUUGCAGUCCACCAGUGCGUUGAUGGCAGAGCUGCAGCCUCAAAUCCUUUCCCAUUACCCAUCUAUCGAGAGCAAGAAAUUUUAAGGGACGUUGUUAAUUGGAUGAAGAUGCUAUUGUCGGGGCACACUAUGCGUGGGAUAAGUGAAGAUCUUGCUUACAAGAUGAUUGUUGAGUUGUUUGCAACAAUUGUAUCAAACGCCGAGUCAGCUAAGGGAUUUUCGGCUGUUUACGACAUUUUCACAAAAGAUCAAAAAAGGGAAUUUGAGAGAGCUUACAGGGCCACGUACAAUAACUUCCUGGUCAUCGGGGAUGAGUACUAUGAGUAUGCACUUCAAUUCUUUGAGGGUAAAAUUGAGUAUCAGACCUUCUUGAGUAAGGUCGUCAGAGCCGCACGAAUUACAUGUUCAGCAGGUGGUCUUGGCCCACAAUGUCCAUAUACUGCCGGUGUCUCUGUGGCAUUGAUGAUGGCACAGGUCAAGAUACUCGGGGAGAAAGGGCAUUCCUACUUAGAUGUCAUUCAUCAUUGUGAAGCUAUAGCUGUAGGCGUUCUAAGGCUUCGCUUGUGUUCUCCUUUACUUGAUAACAUCCGCACACAACACGCCUUGGAGGAAGUCGACCCGGAACUAAUCAGAAACUUCUUGCCAGACCCAGUGCAGGUGGCUAAACAAUUACAUGGGCUGUUUUCUGGACAUAGUAUUGGGUCCCCACUGUCAACGGCACUUGAUUUUAUGCCUAAUCGGAAUGUAGAAGUUGUCAGACCAUGGAAAAUGGAUCCAUCUGGUGAGAGACGUGACGUCCAAGGAAAAGAGAUAAAUGGCGCUGGAACUAAUUCAGGCUAUGCAGUCUACCAGCGCACCUAUGGCAGAGCUACAGCCUCCAAUCCUUUCCCAUUAACCAUCAAUUCAGAGCAAGGUAAGACUAUUUUUUGCAUUGUGUUGUCCCCAAAAACGCAAAUCCUAACUACAUUUUUUUUGUCAGGAAUUUUAUUGGGUUCUGUUCAUAGGGUUACGGGGCACUUCUUUAGGAGAUGCACUGAAAAUGGAAUGGAUAUAAGUCUUGCUCGCGAUAUCAUUGCUAUGUGCAUUACAGGAACUGCAUCAAGAAUCGUCUCAACUAAGGUCGUAUUCUCAUGCUUAUCUUUCAAAGUUAAAUGCUAUGGGGUCUUUCUCGGAAGUGCCAUAACAUUUCUUGUUUCUUUUCACGGACAGGGGCUUUCGGCUGUUUCCAACAUUUUCACUGGAGAUGAAAAAAAGGAAUUUGAGAAAGCUCACGUUGACUCGUUCAGUGACUUCCACGUCUUCUGGGAUAAGUACCAUAAGGGUCGAUUUUCUCACCUUAUGGAUAAAAUUGGUGAGGCGUCCAUAUUCAGCGUUGAUGAACUUGAUCUUGGUUCACUCUGUCCGUAUACUGUUGGUGUCUCUCUGGCAUUUAUAAGGGCACAGGUUGAGAUACUCAAGGACAAAGGGCAUUCCGACUUAGAAAUCUUUAAUAGUGUCAAUAAAACUGUCGACGUUCUAAAUAACUGCAUCGAACUCGCCUUUGGGAGAGUCGACCCGGAACCAAUCCCCAACAACCUAUCAGACCUGGUGCAUGGAGCAACUGGAACUUCUGCUCAGCUCAGAAACGAAGAGAUGUCGGUGCCACCCAAUGCAGAUUCUCUGUCAGUGCAUGCAAGUGCUGACUCUAAUAAUACUUCGUUUCUACAGCAGAAAUUGGGCAAAAUUGUUCCAAUCUGCAACAAGUUUUUUCCAUUUGGUCAUGGCAGCCUACUCUGUGGUUUUGCUUGUGCCUAUUUACUGGCAAGGGGUGUAUUUGGGCUUCACUUCAACUACUCGGGUCAAGGCUUUUCGCUACGUGGGCAACAAGAUCGCGCUAUUGUGCAUCGUGGCUUCUCGCUUAACGCAUGGUUUGGAGCUCAGAAAAACGAAAGGUUUUUCAUAGAAACUCUAGCUGACUGCCUUGCUAAAUUUUCUAACAUGAUUCAGAAGAAUUCAUGACAAGAAUCCUAUUAGAGGAGGAUUACUGUUCGAGCUUUAGGGUUUGCAAUUUCUGUUCUUUUUAGUACAUUCGGUUUUUAUGGUGUCGCUGGUUAGACCGGUUGUUGACGUAAUAAUUAAAUAAAAAUAACUAUGUUGGUGCACUGGUCGAAAGAAAUAUUGUUCUUGAAAAAUAUGAAUAAAAUUUUUGAAAAUUUGGUAGGA
This is a messenger RNA of Prosopis cineraria, 2790 nucleotides long. RefSeq lists its product as uncharacterized. Gene Ontology annotation, cellular component: mitochondrion; chloroplast. Gene Ontology annotation, biological process: L-valine biosynthetic process. Lineage: Eukaryota; Viridiplantae; Streptophyta; Magnoliopsida; Fabales; Fabaceae. The transcript has 8 exons. The record is from RefSeq and is a predicted model, not a curated record. Bases 394 to 2586 code for a protein of 730 amino acids. Gene Ontology annotation, molecular function: ketol-acid reductoisomerase activity.